AUGUCGUCAGAAAAAAACUCUAUAUUAGCUUUAAAAUGCGCUAGAUUAAAGCUAAGACCAAACAAUGUUCCUGAUGAGCUACCUGGUCGCGAAAGCGAGUACAAGCGAAUCUAUGGAAAAGUUAGAUCUGCGAUUGAACAAUUUUCAGGAUGUUGUAUUUGCAUAUCAGGUCAAGCUGGAACCGGUAAAACGGCAACUGUAGAAUGUGUCAUGGACAAUUUAAAGAAGGAAGUUAGCGAAGUUAGCGAAAUGUCGUUCCAUCUUGUUAAAAUCAAUGGAAUGGAAUUAAAUUCACCUGAAGAAUUGUAUACUAUAUUAUGGAAACAAUUAACUGGUGUUAUUGUAAAUAGUUCCGAUGCUAAAAAAUUAUUAGAUGCAAGAUUUAAGGCUAAAUCUGAACCAGAUUCGGUUGAGACUAUAACUUCUGAUGAUAGUUUGGCUGAUAGUUUAUCAGAUUCAUGCAAUAGUAGAUUAUUGGAUAAAUUGGUUUUUAAACCAUACACUAAAAAUGAAUUAAUUACAAUUGCCGACAAAUGUUAUGAAUGUACUCAUAUAUUUGGCAAGGAUGUUAUAGAUGUGGCUGCAAGUAUAACAACUUCAGGAACACAAGAUAUUAAAACUUUUAUAAGUAUUUGCAGAGAUUCAAUCGAUAUACUGGAAUCAAAUUACAAGAAAAAUCCAAAAAUAAACCUUAUUGUUACCAAUGAAAUUGUUCAGAAAGCGAUUUAUAGAUUAAGUAAUCCAUAUAAAGAUUAUAUUAAACGUUGUUCUACACACGAAAAAAUGUUUUUGCUAGCAUUGUUAACGGCCAAAGACAAAAAUAUCAAUGAUUCAUCAAUUCAAGUUAAAGAUGUUGUACCAUUAUAUAUCAAAUUAUGUAAAAACAAAUUUAUAGAAGUUCCUAAAGAAUCUGAUAUAUUGAAUAUCGCUUAUAAUCUUGCGACAUCUUCAUAUAUAAUUAUGGAUCCAAGUAAAGACAUAUAUACACCAGUUAAUUUUAAUGGAACAAUAAAAUUUAAAAUAAAAUAA
This is a messenger RNA of Entrophospora candida, 1029 nucleotides long. Lineage: Eukaryota; Fungi; Glomeromycota; Glomeromycetes; Entrophosporales; Entrophosporaceae. The record is from the annotation of a GenBank genome assembly.